GCCGUUAUUCAGUUAUUCCACAAAACUACGAUAUGACGUAACACACACACACAUACAGAGGUAAAGUCCAGAUAAGGUGGUAUCAGGGAGCUGUCUAUCCAGCGGGUGCCAUGGCGACAACAAACCGGUGUUACGGUUGAAGAAGCGACCGUGUUAACUGGCGACUUUGAACCGAACGCGUCCGUUGUCGUCGUAGUUACAGACAGCUGUUGAAAAUAGGAAGAUAUCAUAUAGCUGCCCUCGUGAAAGCCGAAUUGUUUAUUUUUCAUAGUAUAUAGUAUUAUGUAUAUGGGAGGAUUUGACAGUGUAUGACAAAAUUAAACCGUUUCAGCUGAAAAGUCGCCAGUUAACAGGGUCGCCUGUAAAACCGAGACACCGGUCGAGAGUCCCGGGGCAAUCUUCCGGUGUUACUAUAGCAACACUAUAGCGUUACUAUGUGGACCUCAGCAGGUAAGAGUAAUAUAAACGCUAAACUAUGAGGGCAAAGCGUUGUUUAACAUGCUUAAAGUCGAUAACACAGUGUUUGCAGCUGCUGGCUACUUUGCCAGUAAGUUUUUGAAAGAGUAUGAUAGUCGGAAAGUUGUAAUAGGGAUGCUAACGUUUGUUUAAAAAAAAAGAAAAACAGGACUUGUAACCUUUGGUGUUUUUCCGUUUUGGGGAUGUGUGUCUGGGUUUUACCGGUUACUGGAUGACAUGAGUAUUCCACCUUGCCUUAGGUACUGUGAGCCCGACAGGUGGAGCCAACCUGUCUGCUACAGAGCAAUUUGACCCACCUGAAUGGUCCAGUGCACUUGAGUAUAUAUAUAUAUAUAUUCCAAUUUCAACGUUUUUGAACUUCCUAUUGUAAAAAUAAUUACAGCUUGGGCCUUCAAAAUAGUAAAUUCUGGGCUUUUUUUCCUGGACCAAUUUCGAGACUGAAACAUAAAAAGUAACUAUUGUAUGACUUUACACCUCCAAAGGACUGCAUUCAUAGAGGAUGCGUAUAUAGAUCAUGAGCGCUGAAUUAAUAAUGAGGUCACAUCACACUCAGAGGCGGCAUAUUAAAGUUUCAUGACUUCAACAUUUUUUGUUGUUGCUGCAAGCUGAAGAGGUCAAGCACGAGUUUCUUUGGCUUUGCCCUCCCCCGUGGUUUAUAUACCUUGUAUACUUAUUGCAUUUGUGUGCACUCCAGUUUAGGCCUCUAUAUGCAAAUGUGGGGUAAUUUAGUCAAAUACAUUCUAACAGUAGAUUCAGCAAAGGAUCGGAAGGUCACAGCGGUCGUCCAGCACUGCAACCGCCAUGAAGGCAAAAGUCCCCAAACAAGUACUCCUCCUGAGGGCAAAGUUUGCCGCAGUUUUGUCUGCGUACCUGUCCUUAACCCAGGGAGAUUGAGGAAAGCCAGAGCCCUCACGGAAGAAGUUGUCCGGAUGCACAAGGUAUUCGCUGUCCAGGGCCCUUACCCUGUGGUCAGGGCAGCGUUGAAGGCCAGAGGCUGGGUGGAGCAGCGAGCGCCACGCCCCGACCACACGGCUCACCGGCGGCACAGCGACAAUCUCGAAAAAGAGCCGAAUCGAGAUGGACUUUACGAUCUGAUGUGCCGCCUGGUGCAGAAUGAAACGGUUUACUUCCAUUGGACGAACCGCAGAGACGCCGUCAACACCAACAGCUUGCAAAAAGGACAGAUGACCAAUCAUUUUGCAAAAGCAGGCAGCUUCACCACCAAGGUGGGAUUGUGUGUGAACCUGAGGAACCUGCACUGGUUUGAUUCAGCGGACCCGGACACCUUCUUCCCUCGCUGUUACAGACUUGGAGCAAAGGAUGAGAAGCCUGCUUUCAUUGAGGACUACAGGAGGACAGCAUGCACCAGUUUUUUGAAGUACAUUGUGGAGAGGGAGCAAGGUGCUCCGGGAGAGGGAACCGGCCACAACAGUCCGUCCGUGAGGAAACGAAGCAAACUGCAACCCAGCCCGGUGGUCCUUUCCCAAAUGAUUAACAGCGCGCUCAAAGUAUGCCAUCAGUUCCUAGAGAGUCUGGAGCAUCGGGACAUCGACGUACACUUGGAGACGCCGCAGACGCUCACAGAGCCGGAGUGGGCCCAGUUCAUCAGCGACUACUACCUCGUCGUCCAUAAAGGAGCGGAGAUCGAGAGCAGCGAGAAUUUCGUGUCCUGCUGCAAAGCCAUGCUGCAGAGGGUGGCGCAGGUCAGCCCACAGCUGGACAUCGACGGCAUACAGAACAUCUGGAUCAUCAAACCUGGUGCAAUGUCCAGGGGCAGAGGUAUCAAAUGUGCCAGGCAUCUGGAUCAGAUCCUCAGCCUGGUGGACGGGGAUCCAACCCUGAGGAAGGAAGACAAGUGGGUGGUGCAGAAGUACUUGGAGCGCCCUCUGCUGGUCCACGGCACCAAAUUUGACGUGCGCCAGUGGUUCCUGGUCACCGUCUUGAACCCUCUGACCGUGUGGUUCUAUACAAAGUGCUACUUGCGCUUCUCUACGCAGCCUUACUCACUGGAUACACUGGACAGCUCUGUCCACCUGUGCAAUAACUCCAUCCAGAAACACCUGACGCCCUCCCAACAGCGCCAUCCUGGUGUCCCAGCAGACAACAUGUGGUCGGAUGACCAGUUCAGGACAUAUCUGUCCAGCCAGGGCCGGGAGGCUCAGUGGCAGACGGUGGCCGUCCCCGCGAUGAAGAAGGCCGUGAUCCACGCGUUACAGACGACACAGGAUCUGGUGGAGUCACGCAAAAACACAUUCGAGCUCUACGGUGCCGACUUCAUGUUCGGUCACGACCUUAAACCAUGGUUGAUAGAAAUCAACGCCAGUCCCACUAUGGCUCACUCCACCCCAGUCACAGCCCGCCUCUGUGCUGCUGUGCAGGAAGACACACUACGCGUCGUCCUGGACCAGAGGGCGGACCGCAAUGCAAGCACGGGAGACUUUCAGCUCAUAUAUCGGCAGGAGGCAGUAGACGUGCCACAGUAUGUCGGGGUCAACCUACUUGUUGAGGGCAACAACGUCGGGCAUCCCUGCUCACUUCCUCCGCUGCACUCCUCCGUCCGUUCAGCAGCAAAAUGCAGCAUCAAGGAGAAGGAACCUCGAGCAGAAAAAGUAAAGACUCUGCCUAAGAUGCUGUUAAAGGGGGCACAGACUCAGCUCAAGCCCAUCAGCAGGGAGGUUGCACCACCGCUUCCUCCUGACUUGCCCCAAACAGCCAACCCUGUUGAAACCGUCUCACUUCACCUGCCAAUGAUUGUGACAGCCAUCCACCUGCCCAUUAGCGCCAAGUCUCCCCCUGUUCUUUUGUGGAAGAGGCAACCGAAGGUAUCAGAGAAGGUCCAACCUUUGAGAAUUUAAUAGAAGGCCAUGUCUUGUUUUUCACUCACUACUUACACAAAUUGUAUGUAUUUCAAUGUGAUUUGACAGAGAAUUUAGCAGAUUCAAUACGUGUUCACAGCAAAGUGUGUGGACUAUACCGAGUAACAGUGAAACUGUUGCAGGAAUAAUGCUGUGAGCAUCAGAAACAACAUUCCCUCACCACCUGUGUACUCUGAUGGAGUUCGAAAAUUGAGGAUAAU
Molecule: messenger RNA, 3553 nt
Organism: Pseudoliparis swirei
Lineage: Eukaryota; Metazoa; Chordata; Actinopteri; Perciformes; Liparidae
Product: tubulin monoglycylase TTLL3-like
Exons: 12
Coding region: 1185-3332 (715 amino acids)
Biological process (GO): cilium movement; protein polyglycylation; cilium assembly
Cellular component (GO): cilium
Molecular function (GO): protein-glycine ligase activity, initiating
Source: RefSeq, a predicted model, not a curated record